GUAGAUUAAACGAUUAGUCAAAAAUCGACCUACACAUCCCUAGUUGCCGUAGUUGACGUGUUCAUCUGUCAAAAGCGGAAUAGAAAAAAAUUAUCAGAGCCAGCCACACAAAAAAACAUCAACACCAUGGACGGAUUUAUGAUGGAUAUUAUCAAGGGCAUGUGUAUUAUGGACAACGAUGGCAAUCGUAUCAUUGCCAAAUAUUAUGACAAAAACAUCUUGUCCACCGUCAAAGAACAGAAAGCCUUCGAAAAGAAUCUCUUCAAUAAGACACAUCGUUCCAAUACAGAAAUUAUAAUGUUGGACGGUCUGACGUGUGUCUACAAGAGUAAUGUGGAUCUAUUCUUUUACGUGAUGGGCAAUGCUUAUGAAAAUGAACUGAUCCUGUUGUCGGUGCUCAAUUGUCUGUAUGAUUCGAUCAGUCUGAUUCUGAAGAAGAAUGUCGAGAAACGUUUGGUAUUGGAUAAUUUGGAAAUCAUUAUGUUGGCAUUUGAUGAAAUUUGUGAUGGAGGAAUUAUUUUGGAUGCUGAUCCCUCAUCAGUGGUGAAACGGGUCGAUUUGCGCAAUGAUGAUAUUCCCAUUGCUGAACAAACAGUGGCCCAGGUGUUUCAGUCAGCUCGUGAACAGUUAAAAUGGUCCAUACUAAAGUAAAGAUAGCAAACUUCACAAAAUCACAGCCUUGCAAACCACAAUUCUACAGUUUCGUAUUUUUACUUAGUUUAAAAACAAACCAUUGUGUAUUUCUUUUUUUGUUUUUGUGAUCCACCCCAUACGGAUUGGUUCACCCUAAAUGACAUCAAUAUAUUCGAUUUUUUAUAAAGCAAAUAAUAAAUGAAAAAAAAAAAAACAAA
Musca domestica (house fly) is the source of this 851-nucleotide messenger RNA. RefSeq names its product coatomer subunit zeta-1 (gene zetaCOP). The record is from RefSeq and is a predicted model, not a curated record. NCBI's taxonomy places the organism in Eukaryota, Metazoa, Arthropoda, Insecta, Diptera, Muscidae. The transcript is spliced from 4 exons. Bases 127 to 651 code for a protein of 174 amino acids. Gene Ontology annotation, cellular component: COPI vesicle coat. Gene Ontology annotation, biological process: intra-Golgi vesicle-mediated transport; intracellular protein transport; retrograde vesicle-mediated transport, Golgi to endoplasmic reticulum.